GGAGAAUUAAAAUGCCUGUAUCCCUGUCACUAUAGUCUUUCUGUCUGUUUUCAAGAUUCACCACAAUGAGGUGGAGAAUUUAAAUGCUUGUAUCCCUGUCACUAUAGUCUCUCUGUCUGUUUUCAAGAUUGACCACAAUGAGUUCAACACAAGACUCAACUUUAAAAACCAGUCUUCUUCAGCUGGAAUACCAUUUCACCUGGGGUCUGGAUAAAAAUGAUACCGAUCUCACUGAUCUUCUGAACCGUUUAGAAGAAGACCUUAACCUGAAUACUGAAAGCAAGGCACGAAUUGCGCAGACAUGCCGCAAUAUGGGAUUUGUGAAGUUUCUACUAGGCUCCAAUACUGAGGCUGUCAGCUACUUUGAGAGAUCUGUAGAGCUCACGAAGUCUCAUGGAAAUGAUUGUGACAAGCUGCUUGUUGUUGUCGAUGGAGACCUUGCAUGGUUAUACUAUCAUAUGGGUAAUUUUGCAGAGUGUAAAAGCUACCUGAAUAAACUGAGCGAGAUCAACGAGAAAUAUCCAUCUGUCCCAUAUGCUGAGGUGCUUGGAGAGAAGGGAUGGACCUUCCUUAAGUUUUCUCGCAAAUAUUAUGAAAGGGCUAAAGAAUGCUUCAAGAAGGCCUUAGAGCUGGAGCCAGAUGAGGGUGAAUGGAAUGCUGGCCUUGCGAUUGUUCUUUAUCGGACAAAGAAUUUCUUCCAAAAUUCAGCAGAUUCAAUUAUAGUUGAUCAACUUAGACGGGCCGUAGCCACUAAUCCAGAUGAUGAUGUUCUUAAAGUUCUGCUUGGUCUGAGAUUGGUUCGUCACAAGGAGUACAGUGAGGCAGAGAGCCUAGUGGAGCAAGCUUUAGAGAGUUCUCCAGAACACCCACAUGUGAUUCGAUAUGUUGGGGUGUUUUUUCGGAAUCAAGGCUCUGUGGACAGGUCCAUUGACCUUCUAAAGAGAGCAUUAGAGAAAGUGUCCAACUCAGCCUUCAUACACCAUCAGCUGGGGCUCUGCUAUAAGAAGAAGAUCAAAGGAGCAGAAAGCUACCAUGAAAUUAAGCAAGCUCGUGAGCAGUGCAUCUACCACUUGAAAAUGGCAAUUGAAUUAAAGCCCAACUUCAUCACUGCUAUGACUCAUCUGGCCCUUCAGUAUGGGGAGAACCAGGAUAUGUCGAGAGCAGAAGAAAUGUUUCAGAAUGCAUUUCACAAAGCUACAGAAAUAAAUGAUUACUACCAGUCUGUUCAUCUGUAUUAUGCAAAAUUCCAGGAGACCUGUUUGAGAUGGGAAUCUGCUGCCAUCAAAAAUUACAUUACAUGCCUGAAGAUAAAUCCAAAACAAUUUGAAGGGAAGAAAAGUGCUGAACAUCUGGAAAGGAUUGCAAAGAAAAGAAUCUGGAAUAAUGCAAUGGAUGGAGAGGCCUUUGGAAUACUUGGAAUCGUUUAUAAGGAAAAAGGAGAAAAACAAAAAGCCAUAGAGUGCUUUGAGACAGCGCUGAGCUUUGUACACAAUGAGGAUUACCUCAGGGAUCUUUGCGAACUUAGAAAUUCAUUACAGUAAUAUUACCAA
Messenger RNA from Hemibagrus wyckioides, 1550 nucleotides. Its product is annotated as interferon-induced protein with tetratricopeptide repeats 5-like. Gene Ontology annotation, biological process: defense response to virus. The transcript has 3 exons. The record is from RefSeq and is a predicted model, not a curated record. NCBI's taxonomy places the organism in Eukaryota, Metazoa, Chordata, Actinopteri, Siluriformes, Bagridae. The coding region runs from base 138 to 1541 and encodes 467 amino acids. Gene Ontology annotation, cellular component: cytosol. Gene Ontology annotation, molecular function: protein binding.